CGACUGGCUAAGCGAUGGGUACUAAAUUUAAACUUUUUGAUGACUGCUUCUGCCUUGCUGUUGCCUUCUACUUAGUAGCAACUUGAAAUAUUACUUCCUCUUUCGUAGUGGUCUUGGUCUCUGAUCGAGUUGUCAAGUCCUUCAUAGAAGAUGUGAAAGUACGUCGGCGUCCUACCCUCAGGCUCAAAUUGAUGGCAAUUAGGAUUCUUUGACAGACCUUUUUCUCAGUCGUGCUAACGCGCAGCUUGUCAAUCGGACUGAGCUUCCUUAAACCAAAAUAAACGACUCGCUUCACUUUCCCAGACGCCGAACGCUGGAGAUUCAGCACCAUCUUUUGCAGUCAAAACAUUAGACGUAGUAUCAAUUGUCAUAUAUUUUUUGCUGGUAGCGGUUACUGCGAAUCAAUUCCAAACCUAAUCCGUUCUAUCUUGUACUACACCUGCGCAGGUAUACCCGUUUCGCGGGAAUCGUAAGUUCGUUCUCAGCCGCUUUUAUGCUUUAUUACAUCUGGGGUGAUGGUGGAUUCGCAUGGUUCGCACAAAUACCGGCUAGUCUUUCGACAUUAGCGAAACUUCGCGGAGCUCUAAUGACCUUCGUUGACAACAUUGUAAUAUAUAUUUAUAACUAUUAA
Amoebophrya sp. A25 is the source of this 631-nucleotide messenger RNA. The record is from the annotation of a GenBank genome assembly. Lineage: Eukaryota; Dinophyceae; Syndiniales; Amoebophryaceae.